AGCGGAGCCCUGACGAGCGAAGGCGCCGCGCAGCCGGGAGCGCGGGCGGGCCUGCCUCUGACUCCGCGCCCACCUCCAUGAGCGACGGCUGCGAGAGCUGGGGCGCCGGCGGGGGGACGGGGGGAGCCGCAUGGCCCCGGCGCUGGAAAUGACUUCUGCUCAGAGCGCGGCGGGGAGCGAGGAGCCACCCGCGCCGCCUUUCGGCAAGCCCGGCCCGACGGGGCCCCCGGGGGCCACCAGGGGCCGGGAGGAGGGCGGCGGCGGCGGCGACAAGCCUAAGGCGGCUCCGGCUCUGCUCCCCUUCAGCGUCGAGGCGCUCAUGGCCGACCGCAGAAAGCCCGGCAGCCUGCCCGGCGGGCCCGAGCGGGGGGAGCCGUCGGCGCACCCGAGGCCCCUCAGUCCCAGGAGGGGGGCGCCCUCUCCCGCGGCGCCGGAGAGACCGGCCUCGGCGCUGGCCAUCGCCACCCAUUUUGCUGUCGGGGGAUUAGUCCCGGUGCCCGAAGAGGCGCUCGCCAAAGCCGAAAGCCCCGAGAAGCCGGAGCGGACGCCCUGGAUGCAAAGCCCCCGCUUCUCUCCGCCGCCGCCAAGUAAGUGAGCAGCCGGGAAGCGCACGUGGACUUGGCCGGGAGGCGAGUAGCCAAAGCGCUGCGCUUGAGGAUGGGGAAGCCGGUCUCGGCUGUCACUUAAGACAAGGGGACUUUUUACUUUCCAGUAAAUGCAUGUGUUGAGCGCCGGAGAGAUGUUCCAGGUUGCUGCUUCCGCUCGUGGAACUUGAGUUGCUAGUUAAACAAAAUACAAAACAAACCAACCAACCAACCGGCCACCAACUCAAAGCGCGUAGGUGCCCGGCCUUGAUUCCUAGCACGAAUGGGGCAGGCACGCUCAAAAGGUGUUUACUUGGAAGUAAGGAGCACCGGUUUCUAACAGGAUCGGCUUCCCCUUGCUUAAACCAAUCCUUGGUCUCAAGAGGCCUUGCUUCCAAGUCAGGGAUUAGUCGGAUAGCGGCGUUUUAGCCAAAUUGAAGCCGAGAGCGUCGAGCAGCCCGGAAGCUGAGAUCGAGGCGACCUUUUUAAAAUAUGCUUAGAACCAGAGCAGCUUCCAUGCAGCUCCUGCCUGCCUUCCGCUGCUGCUUGACUUGGCCGUGAAGCAGCGGCAAGCUGCCUCCAGCCCGAAUGCGGCCAAAGGGGAGCCCGGGAGUUGCCUUCAUUGCAGAUCGUGUCGCUCCUGUAGGGGGGACCGUCUCACUUUCCCCGCAAUCUUAACUCCCCGCUGCCUUGAAGCUGGGACUCUCGGUGGAGAGGGGCCUUUUCGGACAGCUAAAGCUGUUGGUAAACAUUGCUGGCCGGAUCCUGCCAACUGACAAUUGCCCAGAGAGCCCAGGGUCCCAGGGAAGGUCUCCUUCAGUGAGUUGGGAAUGAAAGGUCACUGGUUCCUUGGACCUGGUUUCUGAACCAGUCACCACUUUCCAGUGGGAGGGGGCGGGAUGCCUGGGACUUCCGGGUUUCAGGGCCUUUUCCGCCACCAAGGAGCCCGUUUCUGGGCUGAGAGAGACAGACAGACAACCUGGGUAAGGACAUUUAAAAACAUUGCGGUUUGCACACCAUCUGGAGAACCAGAAAAUCGCUACGAGCACAUUCGUGCUUUUUAAAUAAAAAAAAAUGCUAAACAAAUAGGAAAACGUAAUAAGGAAAUCCGAUGAGUUUCGGCUGCUUAUUUCUACUGCGCUUCUCGUUAAUGGUCCUUAAAUUGCGCUGUUGGGAAACAGAAUCAAUUACAGCGGAAUCCUUUCCAUCACCACUGAGAAGUCCCACCGAGUUCAUUUGGGAAGACUCCCACGUAUAGGGUUUCAGCCUUAUUUUCCCUGUGAGACCUUCCACAACAUCCUGUGGUCCAGGAAACUUAGCUGCCAACUCAAAGUAGUUGACUUUUCUCAGCAAACUUUUUAGGAUCGAAGGUGGCGGAGUCCAUGUAGACCCAGCCCUGCCGCAUAAUCCGCCUAAACCUCAGUGUUUCGUUUUAAAGAAAGUUGAUUUGUUUCCGGAUCGGCCUGAGCAGGAGAGGAAUUAGCGGGGACUUUUCUGCCUCCUUUUCUCUCCCGCGGAUUAAAACAAGAGUAUUUUAGCAGUUUAAAAUAGUUUAAGGGCGCUAUUUUAAUGUGCUCUAACUCCUACUUGUGUCCGUGGAAAUUCCUUUCAGUCAGUGAGUAGGAGAAUCCGGGCAGAGGUGGCUUUGGAGAAAAUGCCCACAACAUUUCUAGCGAUGCUAAAUUCCACUACAAUAGAUCGCUCUGAUUUGAACCGUUUCUAAAAUGUCCAGCAGCCUCACUUUUGGAGUUAGGUGUUUGUUCCUUGAAAAGUCAUCUCUUGGACUUCCUACCGAUAUGUAAAAAGUGAAAAGCAACUGAAAGUAACAAAACAGGCUUCUCUGGUAUUUUUUGUUCAGGGCUCAUGUCGUUUUGGAUUAAUUAGGAGUCUCUUUCCGGCUGGAUUCCCAACCCCUGUAAUUGCAAUUUAUUUUUAAAAUGUUGCCCAGAUACCAGGAAGUAAUAAGGUUUUGUUUUUUGUUUUUAAAAAAGCAAUCUUCCAAAUAAUUGCAAACGGAAUGUGAAAAGAGAAUCUAUCCCAUAUUGUAAUUGUCGUCCUGCUAUGGCUUCCCCCGUGCAAUGCACGGAAUCUAGAAGGGACGGGGUUGGGGAAGAGUUAUGUGAGUAUAUCUUCAAAGACUAUCGAAAUUAAACAUAUUAGGAAGAAUAUAUUCUCCAGGUCAGCUUAGCGUACCUACCUAACUUAAAAUGAGCCAAAUCUACCGGGAAAAUCUUGCAACAAAGAUACUCAGGCAUUCCCGAGGCCUGCGCUGGUGAACUGUGGCUCUUUCCCUUCAAGGGGGGUUUGCUGGGAGAGCUUCCCGUUGGAAUGUUUCCAAAGGAUUUCAUCACAGCUGGCAGCCCCGGCCGGUAGUGAUGAGUCGCAGUGGGAAUUACUCCCAAGUAAAGGUACCUACGACUACAGUAGCUCCAGUGUCUUCUCUGCUAAUGGAAACACUGAAAGCGAUCUACAACUUUUGUGAGUGUUAGCUUCACGAUAGAAAUGCUUCACUUGGAUUCAACUUGACUUGAGGCUAUGAUUUAAAACAAUUAACUUGAAUCCAUUAAACCUGCCAGGCUUUAUUUUCAAGUAAAUGUGUUUAGCAGUCUAAAUUCUUCCGCUCAAAAGGGUGUGGGUCGGAAUGCCGAGAGUCGUUCUUAAAACAGGCCAUAAAAGGAGCAAGCGGCGUCCUCACGGACUCCCUAAUUAAUGACAUGCGCACUCUGUUUCCCAAGAGGGCCAUAAACGGGAUGUGAGUGACAGGACCUGCCCUUUUCAUUUUUUAAUUUUUUCCCCUUUAGUUCAAUAAUUUAUGGUUUCCUUCCUCCCCCAACCCCGCUUUCCCCUUCUUAUGAACUGCCCCAAUACUUUAUUUUUCUAUCUGGAGCACUAAUAAAUGCACCCAACCUCUUAAAGAAAACGCACCAUUUUGGGAGCCCCGCGCGUCUUCCCCCACGGAUAAGCCUUUGGGAGGGGUUGGCUGUGGUGGCGGCGUGGCUUCGCGUGACACCCCGGCGCCUCUUGGAAGGCUGCAAUCCUAUUCGCUUACGUGGGAACAAGGCCUUUUAAAGCGAGUGGGUGGGAUCAGGCUGAUUUGGGCUGUCAGAACGACCUCUCUCUCUCUCUCUCUCUCUCAUCCAGCUAAAAGUCACCUCCUUAUUUAAAUCUGUACAAUUCGGGGGGUUUCCAGCAUCCCAUUUGUUCAGUUGCAAAAUGUCCCCCUGGCUGUAAGUCGACUUGGCUUUCCUAUCCGGGAACAGCUCCGCUUCAGUAAAAUGCAAGGUCCAGUCCGUUUGAAAGUCCUUCUGCAUUUUAACGCGGCUCGCUCUUAAGUGUGUUCAGGAUUGUACCACCAUACAUCCUCCAGGUUCAGACUCCAGUUACUCUGAAUCAUUGUUACUCCGCUCAGCUGAAUUUAGAACCCAGCACUUGAUAUAUUCUAAUCUGGAAAAUCCCGAAGAAAUUGCCCUUGCAGCUUAAAUAACCAGAAGCACUGUAUUUAAUACCAAUUUGGCCCAUGAAUUUCAAUAGAGCAAAAUUGCCUUACUGUGGUUUAACUAGAUGACGGUUUAACCGGAGCAAGCUGUCAAACGAGAUCCGCCUUACAGCCGGUUUCUAAAAUACGUUUACUCUGAAUUAAAUCCUACUGAGUUCAGCCAGCGAUGCUUAUUUCCUGAUAAAUUUGCCCAGGUUGCGGGUCCUCUUCCGCUGAGGCGACCCUGCCAACGGCUUUUGGGCUUGCGGGGUGAGCAGGUGGUCUGAUCCUGCGCGCCAGCCGGGCUCCUUCGCCUUUUGCCCGGGGGGGGGGGGCGGCUCGGCGCGCCGGGGUGUCUUUGGGAAGGGCCUUACCGGGUGUCGCUCGCUGUCUCCGCAGGGCGCGCCAGCCCGCCGGCCUGCACCCUGCGCAAGCACAAGACCAACCGCAAGCCGCGGACGCCCUUCACGACGGCGCAGCUGCUGGCGCUGGAGAGGAAGUUCCGCCAGAAGCAGUACUUGUCCAUCGCGGAGCGCGCCGAGUUCUCCAGCUCGCUGAGCCUCACCGAGACGCAGGUCAAGAUCUGGUUCCAGAACCGGCGCGCCAAGGCCAAGCGGCUGCAGGAGGCCGAGCUGGAGAAGCUGAAGAUGGCAGCCAAGCCCAUGCUGCCGCCCGCCGCCUUCGGCAUCUCCUUCCCCUUGGGCGGCCCGGCGGUGGCGGGCGCCUCUCUGUACGCCUCCUCGGCGCCCUUCCCGCGAGCCGGCCUGCCCGUCACCCCCGUGGGACUCUACGCGGCGCACGUGGGCUACAGCAUGUACCAUCUCACCUAGAACCCCGUGGGCGAGCCCGGGGGCUCCUCCACCCCAGAGGAUCGGGUCUUGUCAGCCCUGGGUCCCUCGAAGGACAGGCACCGGCCAGCAGGGAAGGAAGGAGAGCUGGUCCGCUGGACUCGCCCAGGUAAAGCCUCUCUCGAAGGACCGGAAUACUCCGCAGGCUUGGGCUGCCCCUUUGGACGCAGGAGUCAGACUGUGGACACCCCGCCCCCCCAAAUCCCUCCAGGCCCCAGGACUGCACUUGCUGCUCUUUGCCGCUUGUUCUUCCACCAAGCCCCGCGGAAGGGCUCUGCGUACUGUGUAAUAUACUGUACAGUUGAAAAUUUAUUAUCGUUUAUAUUAAUAGCUAUAUUUGAUAAAUAAAUUAAUUUUAAAUGACCUUGGGGUGAAUGGUUGGACAUUGCCUUCUGUCCUGGAAGGUCUGCAAGGUUUCAUUCCAUCCAAGCCCUCUGAAUCUGGGGCUCCUGUUGAUUAUUUUUAUCAUUACUUCUCAAAUCUGGCUCUUAGGCCCCCACUCCCCACCCCCGCAUUUAAUUGCAGGUUGUGCAGAACUUCGUGUGGAUUGUCCUCACUUAUUUGAAGAAGUUCAACUGAUUUUAAAGAACUUACUUGGAAGUAAAGUGCCUAGGUUUGCAGUGCAAAGACCUAGAUUUCUCUGGUCUGAAGAAGACCAAAGGUGGUGUAUUUUCAUAGGUCCCCAAAUCUACUGCUUAAUUGGAAAGUAAGCCUUGUUGCCAGCAGUGGGAAGCGACUUCCCUUUCUGUCCUUCCAAGAAUAUAUAUCUACCAUUGGGUUUCUCCUUUUCAGAACAAAACAAAUUUCACAAAGGCCUCCCCAGGCACCCAAGCAUUCCUAUUUCAGAGCACAGUCUUGGAUCUGAGUAAGUAAUGUGGAUGAAAAAGCUGUGCAAAUCUGAUCUCAUCAGAAAAGCUUCCUAUCUAGCGAUAUAAACCGAGCUGAGCUGCGCAAACUUCAGUGAUCAUUAUUGUGACACCUACUGCGUUGGGAAAGCAUCAGUACUGCAAUCCUGUGCCUAAUGACUUGAAAGUUACUUACUCUGAAGUAACUAUACCUAGCAUUGCAACCUUGCAUUCGAAUCCUUGCCACAAUAACUUGAGUAAAUCCAUUUAUUUCAAUUGGAAAUGUUUGAGAAUUAGCCUCACUUUUUAGAUUUUUUUUUCUAUUCAGGCGUUAGGGGAAUCGUGCUAGGUGUUGUGGCAGGGCGUAAGCAGUACAUAAAUGCAAGUAAGUUCAAAAUGGAAUUCAUGCACUGAAACUUGUUCAGGACCCAGAGUUCCGUACAAAUAUUAAAACUCCUGGAGUGCUGAAGGGGGUGUCGCCAUAGCUGGAGUUGCAACCUGGAGUUGCAGCCUAUCCGCAACGUAGGCUGCUAUGCUGUGGACAUUUACAGGGGAGCAAUGGUUCAAUCGGUUGGGGGUUUUUUUUUGUGUGUGUGUUUUUGUUAGGUCAUUCGGAGUAAACACGCAUCCACUAACCUCUCCGUACUUAACUCCCUUCCCACCCACCCACUUUGCAGCCAGGCUCUUAUCUAUGCAUGCUUGCUCAGAAACAAGUCCAGUUGCGCUUCUGGGCCCCCGCCAACCCAAAUUCGCGGGCAGACGGCUGCAGUUGCAGCAGCUUCCCUGGAAAUCCGUUCCCCGCACUUUCUGCUGGCGCCGCAGGUGAGUAGCUUGUUUGGCUUUCAGGUGACUGCAGACGGGGCUGCUGGCCGGCAAGCGGGUGGGCGAGAGACUGGGCCCCGGCCACGGACUGGACUCGGGGGCUGCUCUAGGGGGCGGGCGGGGAAGGGGAGGCGGCCAUGCACAGGAGCUCCGGCCCCGGGAUCGGCUUUCUCCUGCGCCCGGCGCCGGCAGGGCUCGCGGCCUCCUGCUUUCCGGGCUCCGCGCGGCUGCCACGGGGGGGAAAGAAAGCCCCCACCUUCGCCAAACGCGGCUGGAGAUCCGAAAGAGAUUCGGCUCCAAGCAGCAGGGAGCGCGGAGGGGGGACGGGGGACUCCGGGGCGGAUCCUCCGCCUUCCCACGCGGGGGCUGGUGGCGUCGUGGGCGCUUCUCCCCUCCGCGAUCCUGCGCGCCCUGGGUGCUGCCUGCGGGUCGAGAAGAAGCAGGAUCCGCCGGGCCUCGUGGGCUUCAAGGGCCCCCGCUCGCCCCUCGAACCAGCGCGCCAGCCUCGCCUUCCCUGCCGGCUGCUGCUCGCUCUCUCGUCUCCUCCCGGCUCACCCGGGCAGGAAAAGCUCCGGGCGGCGCUCCCUCCUCCGGCCUUCUGGCCGGGGCUCGCCGGCUGGGGUCGCCUCCGGCUGGCGCGGCUCCGGGAGAGGAGAGGCCGGCGGGCGGGCGGACGAAGAGCGCUCGGCCUUCCCUCAGCCCGGAGCCCCCUCGGCUGCUCCCCUCGGCCCGCCCGAGGACGAUUAAUAACGGGCAGGACAAUACGUCGGGCGCUGCCGUCACACGCCCCAGCGCCCCGGCUGAAUGGCCAGGCCGGCACAAAAGGCCCUCGCCGGCGAAGCGAGCCGCGCUUUGGUGUCUUUGUGGCCUCGGGGGCGGCGGGGGCUGAGCAGGGCCGCUUCCCUUUUAAGCGGGCGGCGCCGGCGCCACGCAGCCCCGGCCAGGUUGGCUUCCUUUCCGGGGCCCCGCCGGCUGCCUGCCGCGCUCCCAAUCCGAACAGCUCAGGGGCGCCAGGUCUCCGUAGAAACAUCGGGGCUAUUAAAGGUGGGGCGGGCGAGCGAGGCCCGCAUUCCCACGUAGUGUUCCCGUGCCCCUGGGGUGGGUUAUUUUAUCAGUUACUUAAUAAAUAAUAAUGAUAAUACUAGAUGGGUGGCGGGCCGACGGCUGCCUCCCUCUUGCAGGCCCCGGCCAGGGCAACGGGAUGGUCCCGCCCAGCUCAGGAAGCAGUUUUCCUCCUUCAUAGCAACUUCUUUAGAGGCCCGGGAUGGCGAGAAGGGUGAUCUGCAGUGGAUCGGGAAGGAUUUCUGGCCCUCAUUGUUUUAAGCAGCAGAGAUAAUAAAGCAACCAACCCCCGACUUCCCUAAACUAGCUGCUUAAAAUGAUGCAAACUUGGGGUGACUGAGAAUAGGUUUUGGGGGUGAAGCACUGCAGGUUCCCUUGAGUCUGAUACUGAAAACAAACCUCUUUGCUUAGUAACUGCUCAGAGGCACCUUGUUCUUUCAUGCUAAUCCUGUUCUUUCAUUCUAACUGUUUGCCUUCUAAGGACCUUCUCAGGAGCCUCCUGGACCAAGCCAGGGGCCCGUCUAGUCCAGCACCCCGUUCUCAAAACAGCCCACCUACCCGAUGAUGCUUAGGGGAAAUGCGCAAGCAGGACCGCGGCACAAAAGCACCCUCCCCUUGUGCAGCUGGUAUUCAGAAGCAUUGCUGCUUCCAUCCCUGAAGCAGAGCCAUCGUGGCAAGUAGAAGUAGAUGGCAAGUUCCAUAGUUUAACUAUGUCCUGUGUUCUUUUAUCUUGCUCAUUCUUCCAACAUUCACCUUCACUGGGUGCCCAGGAGUUCUUAGUGUUAUAGGAGAGGGGGGGAAGCUUUUCUCUAUCCACUUUCCCCAUGCCUUGCAUUAUGUUAUAAACUAUUAUCACCCCGCCUUUUCUCUAAACUAUAAAGUCUCAAACGCUGCAAGCUUCCUUAAGGGCGGCAGGGGGGUUGCCCCCCCCCCUUUAUCAUUUUCAAUGUCCCUUUCAUAACUUUUGCUUACUCUACAGUAUCAUUUUUGAGACGAGGGGACCAGAACAGUUUCUAAAUGGUAUUGCAGCAAAGAUUUGUAUAAUGACAUUAGGCUAUUGGCAGCUUUAUUUUCAAUUCCUUUCCUAACGAGUCCUUGCAUGUAAUUUGCCUUUUGAUGAGGUAUCUUUUAUGACUCCCAAGGUCUCAUUUCUGGUCUAUCAGUCUACCAGUUCAGGACCCCAUGAAUGAUGUGCAGUUAAGACUUUUUUUGCCUGGAUAUGCGUCUGGUAGAUCUUGGGGUUGUAGUAAAACACAGAACCCCUUAAAGCUUGAAGCUAGACCUCCUCUGCUGAAACUGUGAUUGGCAGUAGAGUUGAGACAGUGGAGGAGACAAAGGGGAGCAUUUAUUUGCCCAAUAUGUGCUGGAUGGUGGAAUUCACUGCCACAAGAUGUGGUGAUGGCUGCUAAAAUUGGCAGUGGUUGGGGAGGAGGGGAGGGGGCUCUCCACGUGUUCUAAGCAGAACAAUCAGUUGGAUGCAUAGAGGCAGUAAAGGAGGGUAGGAGAGCAAUGCCUUUAUACCCCUGCUUGCGUUUGCAUUUUCCAAAAGCGUAUGACCAGCUGCCGCUGGAAGCAGGAUAUUGGGCUAAUCGUACGCUGGACCAAGGCUUUUUUAUUAUGUUCAUAUAUGGACUUCCUUCCCUCCCCUCCAUAGCACCCCACUUCCAAGUGCUAGCAACUUUAAGGGAGCCGGUGAAGCAGCAGCCAAUCAGAGAUGUUUGUGUUGCAAGUGGCGGGUGCGUUUGAAACACUUGGAUCACUUGCAGCUGCACCCAGAGCUGGAAGUCACGCUGCAGACAGCAGACUCCGUUUGGCGCAAAAAAGAGGAGCAUGUGUGGAGAGAUCUGAAGAUGAAGGCCACCCAGCUUUGCAUUUUAAAAUAAAAUAUCUGAACUCCUGGC
This is a messenger RNA of Podarcis lilfordi (Lilford's wall lizard), 9537 nucleotides long. NCBI's taxonomy places the organism in Eukaryota, Metazoa, Chordata, Lepidosauria, Squamata, Lacertidae. The record is from the annotation of a GenBank genome assembly.